Messenger RNA from Penicillium samsonianum, 1754 nucleotides. Its product is annotated as PRKCSH domain-containing protein. Lineage: Eukaryota; Fungi; Ascomycota; Eurotiomycetes; Eurotiales; Aspergillaceae. Bases 249 to 1754 code for a protein of 501 amino acids. Gene Ontology annotation, biological process: endoplasmic reticulum unfolded protein response; retrograde protein transport, ER to cytosol. Gene Ontology annotation, cellular component: endoplasmic reticulum lumen. The record is from RefSeq and is a predicted model, not a curated record. The transcript has 2 exons.
CGAGGACCGCCUUCUGUGUAGGCACUUGAUUUAUUCCAGCCUUGGAAAACUGUUUGAUUCUAUCAUUAUAUAACUACACUGAUACCCAUAUGCGAUUGAUUUACAUGACAAACCCUUACCAUUGCCGAAUUGAAGCCUCUUGCGACAAGCGCCUUUCGCGGGGAAGCUUCAGGAUACCUGACUUCCACAACACCUAGACUCCACUGUCAUCCUUGGUUCACUGUGUUCUAAUCUGAUCUGUCAAAGAUAUGGGUCACUCAGCAAGCCUGUCGCCGUGGCUGGUGUUUGCCUGUGCUGUGUCUAGCGUGUGGGCAAAUAAAAAGCCGUUCAACAUUAAUGACGAUAUUCUGGCUUAUCCCCAGUACCAAGUGGCAUUCCCCGAGGAGUAUGUGCUUGAAUCCCACGCCGAAGCAUUGCUCCAGUCCCAGGCCAGCCCCGGUGCCAAUGACCAGAACAAUCCCCAAGUCUACAUGGGCAAGGGUACAACGGACUCCACCGAUCGGCCCGAGGAUGUGAAUGGAUCUUCAUUCACCUACGAAGAAAUGAUACUCGAGGACCGGCGACUCCUCUGCCAGAUCCCACGUGUCACGAACGACGAACAUAAUACAACGAGAGACAAGGAGAAUAGCAAGGCCGAGGAGCAGAAGGAACUAGCUCGGGCAACAGAUCGUGGCCUGGAACUCCUGCGUGAAAUGGAAGGGAAAUGCAUGUACUAUUUCUCUGGCUGGUGGUCCUACUCCUUCUGUUAUCAGAAGCAGAUCAAGCAGUUCCAUGCGCUCCCCGCUGGCCGUGGUAUCCCCAACUACCCACCAAUCGAAGACACCCAGACGCAUUCCUUCGUCUUGGGAAGAUUUAUCGGUGACAAGGGCGAGGAAGAGAAACAAUCUGCCAAAACAGAUGUGGCAGAGCUUCACACAAAAGGUGGCUCACGGUACUUGGUCCAGCACCUGCGUGGCGGGACCAAGUGUGAUCUGACAGGACGCGAGCGCAAGGUUGAAGUGCAGUUCCAUUGUCACCCACAAUCGACAGAUCACAUCGGCUGGAUCAAGGAGCUCACCACGUGCUCUUACCUAAUGGUAAUCUAUACCCCUCGUCUAUGUGACGACGUUGCUUUCCUGCCACCACGACAGGAUGAGAUACACACUAUCGAAUGCCGUGAAAUCCUGAUUCCCGACGAAGUCACCGAAUGGGAAGCUAUCAAAGAGUGGUACACGACCAACCAACUGGCCGAUGCUGCUACAGAUGCGGAUGCUGAUGUCGCCCAAUCCGAGCUCCCAAUUAUCGGAGGAAUCGAAGUCGGCGGCCGUAAACUUGUUGGCAUGGAGGGCAAAGUAAUUGAAAAGGGACGUGUGGCAUCCGCAGGCGAGGAGCGAGUGGAGGUAGUUGCGAAACGCGAGAAUGGCGAGGUCCGGAAAACGUCCAAACAGGUUCUAAAAAAGUACGAUAUUGACCCGGAGAAACUGGAAGAGAUGAAGAAUCUACUGGAAGAACAAGCAGAUGGCAAAGACUGGACGCUGGAAGUUGUGGAAAGCAACGGCAUGAUCAAGUUUCAAGGCAUCUUUGAUGAAGAUGAGGAAGACACUUGGAACGACAAGCCAUCUUCAGAGAAACCACACGAAAACAAGGUGUCUGAAAAAUCCACUGGCCAAAAGCCAAAGAAGCAGGAAACAGAGUCGGUCGAAAAGAAAAAGCAAUCCUCAAACAAGCCCGAGAACAGCGAGGGCAGCGAGGAGACCUUUAAGGAUGAACUAUGA